UUCUGGGGAAAAGUAAGAGCUCUUGGCUUGAGUUGAGACCGACCGGUGGCGAAAGCUUGAAGCUAAGAACCACCUCCUGAUUGUUGUUCUGUGUUAAAACGACGACGGUUUUGAGUUAUGGCUGAAUCGUCAUCACCUACAGAAGAGAUCGGUCGACUAAUCAAACGAUUAAGCGGUUACGUGGCUUUCAAGAUGUCUGGUCUCUUCUCUACACCUAUUCGCAAUCUGGAUUCAAGAUCGAUUGGUGCCAUAGCGGGGCUUGCAAUCGCUGUGAUAUUCACAUGGAGGGCAAUAAGAAGACAACCUGAAAGAAGGAGACCAAAACGCAGGUUGCAAUCAGAUCAUGAAACCUCUACUGCUCCUUCUCCUGAUGUUUCUUCUUCGCCUCAUGAGGAUGUUGUUGAUCAGUUUUUUCAGCCUGGAAAACCUACAUUGGGGCAGAUAGUUAGGCAGAGACUUAGUGAAGGAAGGAAGGUAACAUGCCGUCUUCUUGGUGUCAUUCUUGAGGAAUCAAGUCCUGAAGAACUUCAAAAACAAGCAACAGUGAGGUCAUCCGUUGUGGAAGUUCUCCUAGAGAUUACAAAGUGUUGUGAUUUGUAUCUCAUGGAAAGAGUUCUUGACGAUGAGAGCGAAGCCAAAGUUCUACAGGCACUAGAGACUGCAGGCAUUUUCACAUCUGGUGGUUUGGUCAAAGACAAGGUGCUGUUUUGUAGUACAGAGAUCGGAAGAACUUCAUUUGUAAGGCAACUAGAACCUGACUGGCAUAUUGAUACAAAUCCAGAAAUCAGCACACAACUAGCUAGGUUCAUAAAGUUUCAGCUGCACGUUUCUGCAGCGAAACCAGAGCGAACGGCUCCGAACGUGUUCACCUCACAAUCAAUAGAAGAGUUCUUUGGAUGUGCUUGAUACCAUCACAAUCUCAAUAAUAUUCAGCAAAGCAGCGCAGAUGCGUAAAUGGUCAUGUCUGACUGAACUUGCAACUUUUAGCAUUGUCUCAGAAUUUAGAAGUUUGAUGUUUAUGGAGUAAGAGAGUAGUGCGUGAGUUCCUAUAUGGGGAGUAUCCAAGUGGGUACUGUAAUAUAUGUAUCAGCAACUUAGCAGAGUAUUCAGGGAAGAAACGAAGGACCUUUGUCUUGUCUAAAUUGAUGUCUUGACUUCGUCGCAUCAGACCGAUCUUGUAAUGUGAAGUUGUAAACCUUUUUAUCACUGAAUUUCAUUCAUAAGA
Messenger RNA from Raphanus sativus (radish), 1225 nucleotides. RefSeq names its product peroxisome biogenesis protein 22. Bases 118 to 906 code for a protein of 262 amino acids. The transcript is spliced from 8 exons. Lineage: Eukaryota; Viridiplantae; Streptophyta; Magnoliopsida; Brassicales; Brassicaceae. The record is from RefSeq and is a predicted model, not a curated record. Gene Ontology annotation, biological process: peroxisome organization.